AUAAUACUUAUUCUCUUCGUAAAAUUUGUAGACGUUGUAAAAAUUCUCUUAUUUUCAAAUAAAUUUUUUAAUUCAUUUACUUUGAAUAAAAACCGAUCAUUAAUAUCAACCCCAUCCCGCUGAUGUGAAAUUGAACUUACGUUCAUAGAUGGCAGGUAAACACAUAAACAAUACCUAAAAGCGGAAAAAAUUGCAAAUUAAAACAAGAAAGAAGUGUCAAAAGUGAGACGUUCACAAUAAAAUGGGGCCUAAAAGAAAGGUGAAAAAUGACAGCAAGCCUGAUCGCAAACAAGAAUCGACUGACAAGAUGAAAGCGGAAAGUGCCACGUUUGCCUCUCUGACAUCUGGUGAUACUUCAAGCUCAGAAGAAGCAUUAAACUCUUCAAAAUAUUCCAGCAGAAAAUUGAACAGCAAUUGGCAAAAAUAUGAUAAAGAAACUGAUUUUGUUCCUGAACCCAGAGGUCUUGAUUUUUCAGAUUUUUCUGGAAAGAAGCCCACAACGAGUACUGAUUCCUACUUCAGAUUUUCGAAUGAAAAGAACUGGGAAGUACUAGAAAAGUUUGAUGACUAUUUUAAGCUAAAUGUAAAUGAUUUAUGCAGAGAAAUUAUGUGUGUACCACUUCAAGAACGGCUGAAACUGGAUUCAAGUGUUUUGACAUCUGAGCAAAUAGAAACUUUUGAUAGUGAUGCCCAAAUGUAUGAGAGUCGAAUGAAAGAACCCUUGGUUCUUACCAAAGAAAUCACUGGGAAAAUGCUAUCUUUGUUAUCAAAUGAAAUUGAACCAAAAGACAAAGGAAAAUCCUGCACUACAGGCUGGGCUCACUCAAAGGAAGAACAGUCUGACAAACAGCAGAAGACCUGGGAUAGCAACUCUGAAAAUUUCUUCAGUCUCAGUGGUGUGGAGGAAGAAUUAGAUUUAAUAUUGGCCAUGCCAUCAAAAGUAGGCCUAUCACCAUCCAGUCCACUUGAAAUUUCACCCAUUACAGAAGACUUGUCUGAAGAAACAUCUACUGUUCAUUCUAACCUAGAGCUUCAAAAUGAUUGGCUGGAUUCUUUAUUAGAUGAGGACUGAUAUUCCGAGUUGAUAUAUUCAUUAAACACUUGGCUUUAUCCUUUAUCGCGAGUUGUGAGAGUAAUUCCUCUCUUGUCGUUCCAAUUCUUCAACAUCAACGAAAAUGAAAAUACACAAGCCGUGGCAGUA
Molecule: messenger RNA, 1201 nt
Organism: Daphnia pulicaria
Lineage: Eukaryota; Metazoa; Arthropoda; Branchiopoda; Diplostraca; Daphniidae
Exons: 2
Coding region: 242-1072 (276 amino acids)
Biological process (GO): negative regulation of G2/M transition of mitotic cell cycle
Source: RefSeq, a predicted model, not a curated record